UCAUGGUGCCAUUUGCAAACCUGAAGGUCUCUGUUGGUGGAAAGGACAAUAUUUUGGAGGGCGUUGCAGAUAGUAUACAUAUGCUGCAUGAUGCAAUAGCUUCUGAUGCAGCGCGACCGAAGACGGAAGAUAUUGAGCAUUCCUUCGAGAACUUCCAUUCCAGCCGUAUAAUCGGAAGAAUAAUAAUUGACUGUCCUGCAUUUGCUGUCACUCUCUGGGAAAAUGCUCUUGAAGGGAAGUGCAAGCUAUGGGCUGAUGGACACAGUUCUAAGGUGGUUGCAGCAUUUCUGGAAUCUCCAAGUCCCAAUGUGAGGUGUCUUGCAAAAUCUGAGCUGCAGCCACUGAUUGAUUCUGGCAUGUUGAAAAUCCCAGACCAUAAAGCAGUGGAGAAAUGACAUGCUUUCUGCACGCAGAACUUUUUGCAUCAGUAGCAGUAGAAACACAGCGGACAUCCAUUAUUGUGCAAUGGAUGAUUCUCUUAAUAACAUUCUGCUAAGCAAUUGUUGUCACUUGAGUGUACCAUUGAGUUAAACUGCCAAUAGUCUUGUGUACCCUAUAGGAUAAAGCGGAGCUACUUUGCUGUAAACGUAUCGUACUCAAGUUGCAAAAGUUCCAUUUUCUUUGUAUUCUUUUACUUAACGAUUGUUUGAAUGAUGAGUAGCUGACUUAA
This is a messenger RNA of Phragmites australis (common reed), 670 nucleotides long. Its product is annotated as pumilio homolog 24-like. Lineage: Eukaryota; Viridiplantae; Streptophyta; Magnoliopsida; Poales; Poaceae. The record is from RefSeq and is a predicted model, not a curated record. The coding region runs from base 3 to 395 and encodes 130 amino acids. Gene Ontology annotation, biological process: regulation of translation. The transcript is spliced from 2 exons. Gene Ontology annotation, molecular function: mRNA binding. Gene Ontology annotation, cellular component: nucleolus.